This is a messenger RNA of Raphanus sativus (radish), 1521 nucleotides long. Its product is annotated as polyadenylate-binding protein-interacting protein 11. The transcript has 10 exons. The coding region runs from base 198 to 1229 and encodes 343 amino acids. Lineage: Eukaryota; Viridiplantae; Streptophyta; Magnoliopsida; Brassicales; Brassicaceae. The record is from RefSeq and is a predicted model, not a curated record. Gene Ontology annotation, molecular function: RNA binding.
AUGAUCAAACACAUUUAUUAACAACAAUCCUCUGGUAAUAACUCAAUCUCUCUCUCUCUCUUCUCUCUCUUUCUUUUUCUCCUCCUCCUUGGAGAGAGCACCAUAUGCUGAUUCCUCUCCUUCUCUUCCUCGAAUCGUGAACCCAUCCUCCAAAAUUUCAGAUUUUGAUCUCUGGGUACUCUAGAUAUCCUUCGAUCAUGGCGGUUGUUGAGAGUGCUGGAGUUGCUGCUGCAGAUUCAGGAGCCGUCGUGGUCCAGCCGCCGCCCACAAGUCAAGAUUCCGGCGAUCAGAGCCAUCAGUCACCAAGGAUCGAGCUUGGCGAUCAGGAAGGUCUGUACAGUAGCAAGAUCGGAUCCCACGAGGCGAGAUCGGAGGGAUCAGACGGUGGGGAGAGCUACAAACGUGAGAUGAGGGAGCUCCAGGAGCUUUUCUCUAAGCUCAAUCCCAUGGCUGCUGAGUUCGUCCCUCCCUCCCUCACUAAACAACAAGCCGGUGGUGGUUUCUUCCCCUCCUCUCCUGCCUCCUUUUUCCCUAACAAUGGCUUUCCUCCUCCCGGAAAUGUCCCCCUCGAAGUCAACGGCGGGUUCCGACGGAAGAAGAGCUUUGGUCAAGGGAAACGGAGGAUGAAUGCUCGAACAAGCAUGGCUCAGCGAGAAGAUGUCAUCCGAAGAACCGUCUAUGUCUCUGAUCUCGAUCAACAGGUCACUGAAGAGCAGCUUGCUGGUUUGUUUGUUAGCUGUGGACAGGUUGUUGAUUGCCGCAUAUGUGGUGACCCAAACUCUGUACUUCGCUUUGCUUUCAUUGAAUUCACUGAUGAAGAGGGUGCGAUGACUGCUCUGAAUCUAUCGGGGACUAUGUUGGGAUUCUAUCCUGUGAAAGUCCUGCCAUCUAAAACAGCUAUUGCACCUGUUAACCCUACUUUCUUGCCCAGGACUGAAGAUGAACGAGAGAUGUGUGCAAGAACUAUCUAUUGCACUAACAUUGACAAGAAGGUGACUCAAUCAGACGUGAAGAUCUUUUUUGAAUCAUUCUGUGGAGAGGUUUUCCGUCUGAGGCUACUUGGAGAUUAUCAACACUCAACUCGUAUUGCUUUUGUAGAGUUCGUGAUGGCAGAAAGCGCGAUAGCAGCUCUCAACUGCAGUGGAGUUGUUCUAGGUUCUUUACCGAUAAGGGUCAGUCCUUCGAAGACACCUGUUCGUCCCAGAUCACCGAGGCAUCCAAUGCAUUGAUCUUAGCUUUACACGUUUCCACAUAUGUCUCUCUCUAUAUAUAUAUAUGUGUGCGUGUGUCUCGCUCUCUCCUGCGAAACAGCAUACACAGACAUGUAAAGAUGUUUGUUUGCAUCUCUUGUUUUGAGAGUGUAACUCUGGGAUCUGAUGAUGCUUCUUACCUUUACCUUUUGUCUUGCCUUUGAGAGUUUUCGAUGUCACUCUUUUAAUGUGAAAGAGCCUUGAACCAUAUCAAAGAGCACUCUUUCCUCACAAGUUAGUUUGUGGAAAUUUUAUUUUUCUUACCGUUUAA